Molecule: messenger RNA, 1275 nt
Organism: Arthroderma uncinatum
Lineage: Eukaryota; Fungi; Ascomycota; Eurotiomycetes; Onygenales; Arthrodermataceae
Product: dolichyl-phosphate beta-glucosyltransferase
Exons: 3
Coding region: 1-1275 (424 amino acids)
Cellular component (GO): endoplasmic reticulum membrane
Source: RefSeq, a predicted model, not a curated record
AUGUCGACGCUCGGUCUAGGGACCUUUUGUACAGAAUGCAUAGGCGUCAUCGGAAAAAUUCCACCGACACUGCUACUGGGGCUCCUCUUCGCCUGUUUUCUGGGACUACUCAGCUUGGCAUACGUCCUUCUCUUCAUCCUAGCACCCUCCCCGCGAGCCCCGUUCCCUGAAGAAAAGAAAUACCAGGCUAUUUCGGCAGAUGGAUCUAUCACAAAGGAACAACAGCUACCCUGUUGGCAAGAUAAGGUCACGCUGAAUGCGUACAAGCGUUCGGAUCUCGAGGAGCCAACACUUUUUAUGUCCGUAGUUAUACCGGCGUAUAAUGAAGAGAAUCGACUUCCUGGCAUGUUGGAGGAGGCAGUGGAUUUUCUAGAACGCACAUACGGAACGUCGGGUUCUUCCAACCAAGCAGAGAAAUUAAAAGCUACGGGGUUGCAGUCAUCGCCAGACGACCAGGGAGGGGAUACCCGUCAUCGACAGAAUGCGAAUGGCAAAGGAGCAUCCUUACCUACCAAAUCUGCAAACUCGACAUUGUCUGGCUGGGAGAUAUUGAUUGUCUCAGAUGGCUCUACCGAUAAAACCGUGGACAUAGCUUUAGGAUUUGCCAAGGACCACCAGCUCUCAAUCCAUCCGAAGGGCCAUGCAGGGCCGUGGACCCCGAAAUCAAAGGAAGGCGUGAAAAUCCCAGCCGGCAGCAUACGCGUUGUUCAAUUGACACAGAAUAGGGGUAAAGGAGGAGCAGUGACCCAUGGCAUGCGACAUGUUCGAGGACAAUAUGCCAUCUUUGCAGACGCAGACGGGGCCAGCAAUUUCAACGAUCUCGGUAAACUGGUGGAGGCGUGUCAGAAGGUAGAAGAUUCAGAAUGCCGUGCCGUGACUGUGGGGUCAAGAGCGCACCUUGUAGGAAGUGAUGUGGUUGUCAAGCGCUCUAAACUCCGAAAUUUCUUAAUGCACUCUUUCCACUUAGCGCUUCGACUUCUUACUCCUCCCGCAACUGCUAGAAUUCACGACACGCAGUGUGGCUUCAAGUUAUUCUCUCGCGCAAGUUUGCCAUAUAUUAUACCCUACAUGCAUUCAGAAGGCUGGAUCUUUGAUGUUGAAAUGCUCAUGUUGGCUGAGUUUGCCAACAUUCCUGUUGCAGAGGUGCCCAUCGGAUGGAAAGAGGUCUCUGGUAGCAAGCUUAGUGUUGUUUGGGAUAGUUUGGGGAUGGCCUAUGGCCUGGCUAUACUUAGAGCUGCAUGGGGAUUUGGCGUUUAUACACGGGCUGGAGCUUGA